Molecule: messenger RNA, 3234 nt
Organism: Zingiber officinale
Lineage: Eukaryota; Viridiplantae; Streptophyta; Magnoliopsida; Zingiberales; Zingiberaceae
Exons: 19
Coding region: 243-3041 (932 amino acids)
Cellular component (GO): Golgi apparatus; endoplasmic reticulum
Source: RefSeq, a predicted model, not a curated record
UUCGUCGAUUUCAAUUAACCGCCUGGAUUCCACGCGUGCCGCCAAAGAACCCUUUUGUGCGCAACGCCGUGCGUCUUCCUUCGGGAGCCCAAAUCUUCAAAUCCCCUGCGUCUCCGCCUCCAAAUCCCCAUUCUCUGCGCUUGGAUCCGUUAAAGAAGUACAAGAAUCUUUGGUAUUGGUACGAGUUUGUGGUUAAGAGCCACCAAGAUCAUCUGCUCGUCUAUCUUGUCUUGCACCUCCUAAUGGGACGGGGAAACAUCUUGAAGCGGAGGAUGAAAGUAUUCUCUUUAGCAUUGGUGAUCUACCUGGACUACAAGGGUGUGCAGAAGAGAGUUAAAUGGCUUAGCAAAACCAAAACAAAUGCUAUAUGGGAAAAAGCUCAUGAAAGAAAUGCUAGACGUGUUCUUAAUUUGAUGAUUGAGAUGGAAGGUCUGUGGGUAAAACUGGGCCAAUAUUUAUCUACCCGAGCAGAUGUUCUUCCAGAGGCUUAUAUAUGUCUUCUCAAACAGUUGCAGGACUCUCUUCCUCCUCGGCGAUUAGAAGAGGUCUGUCAAACUAUAGAGAAUGAGCUUGGAAAAGAUAUGGGCGACAUUUUCUCUCAGUUCGUAGAGGCACCUCUUGCUACUGCAUCUAUAGCACAAGUUCAUUGUGCAACUUUGAGAAAUGGGCAGGAGGUGGUUGUCAAAGUUCAACAUAGGGGCAUCAAAGAGGUCAUAUUAGAGGACCUAAAGAAUGCAAAAUGGAUAAGUGACUGGAUAGCAUGGGCAGAACCACAAUAUGACUUCAACCCCAUGAUAGAUGAGUGGUGCAAGGAGGCACCUAAAGAACUUGAUUUCAAUCAUGAAGCAGAGAACACUAAAAGAGUUUCAAAAAACUUACGAGUCAAAAGUGAUGAUGAUAGUUUAAAAUUUGCAGAUAAGGUUGAUGUGGUGAUCCCAGAUGUUAUUCAGUCAACAGAGAAGGUUCUCAUUUUACAAUAUAUGGAUGGUAUCCGCUUGAAUGAUGUCGAAUCACUGAAUGCACUGGGUGUGAACAAACAGAAGCUUGUUGAAGAAAUUACACGUGCCUAUGCUCAUCAAAUAUAUGUUGAUGGCUUUUUCAAUGGCGAUCCUCAUCCAGGAAAUUUUCUUGUAAGCAAAGAACCUCCUCAUCGGCCUAUUUUACUUGAUUUUGGUCUUACCAAGUCAAUUUCAAGGUCUAUGAAGCAGGCACUGGCAAAAAUGUUUUUGGCAUGUGCUGAGGGGGAUCAUGUGGCUUUAUUGGCAGCCUUCGCUGAAAUGGGGCUUAAGCUGCGUGUUGAUAUGCCAGAGCAAGCAAUGAACAUUGCAACAGUAUUCUUUCGCACUUCCACACCAGCAAGUGAGGCACUUGAAAACGUAAAGACUUUGGCUGAGCAAAGAGAGAAGAACAUGAAGGUUCUUCAAGAAAAGAUGAAAAUGAACAAAAAGGAAGUCCAGCGCUUUAACCCUAUUGAUGCUUUCCCAGGAGAUGCAGUCAUUUUUGCGAGGGUAGUGAAUCUUCUUCGAGGGCUUUCAUCUACACUUGAUGUCCGUGUUGUUUAUUUCGACAUCAUGAGACCAUUUGCCGAGUCCACACUAAUAGGAAGCAUCAGCAGUGGACCAACAAGAAAUAGCCAAUGGAUUUAUGAUUCACCAAUUCAGUCUAAUGUGGAGGCCAAGUUGAGGCAGCUCCUGGUUGAGCUUGGAAACGAGAAAAUAGUCGGAAUACAAGUUUGUGCUUACAAAGAUGGAAAGGUUAUAAUAGAUACUGCCGCAGGUGUGCUAGGGAGAUAUGAUCCUCGCCCUGUUCAACCAGACACUUUGUUUCCAGUUUUCUCAGUAACUAAAGGAAUCACUGCUGGAAUGGUACAUUGGCUUGUUGAUAAGGGAGAACUCGAGCUCACAGAAACCAUAUCAAAUAUCUGGCCAGAGUUCAGCGGAAGCAAAAAUGAUAUUAAGAUUCAUCAUGUUCUUAAUCACUCAUCUGGUUUGCACAAUGCUAUGUCUGAUGUUAUGAGGAGCAACCCUUUGCUAAUGUGCGACUGGGAGGAGUCUCUGCGUCAUAUUGCUAUGUCAGUUCCCGAGACAGAUCCUGGUUCCCAGCAACUAUACCACUAUUUGUCCUUUGGAUGGCUUUGUGGUGGUGUUAUAGAGCGUGCAUCUGGGAAGAAGUUUCAACACAUUCUGGAAGAAGCAAUAAUCCACCCUCUCAAUAUUGAAGGCGAACUAUAUAUUGGUAUUCCUCCUGGUGUGGAAUCUCGGCUGGCUACACUAACCCUUGACAAAGAAGAGCUGCAAAAUCUUCUUGAGAUCAGAAGCAGGCAAGACAUGCCGUCCAGCUUACAGCAGGUUAAUUUAGCUGAGAUUGCAUCCACUCUUCCCGUACUAUUCAACACACUAAAUAUCCGACGAGCCAUAAUCCCCGCUGCUAAUGGCCAUUGCUCUGCUCGUGCCUUGGCUCGCUACUAUGCUUCGCUCGCAACAGGUGGAUUGAUUCCUCCACCUCAUUCAUCUAUGUCAAAGCCUCUCCUUGGCCACCAUGCCCAUGUUCCAACAUUUCCUUCGGCCAAGCAGUCUAAGAAGAAAUGGAAAAUCAAGGAGAUUGUUAGUGCAAACAAGCAUUCACCAAGUUCAAAUACAAACGGGAAUAAUUCGAACACUGCUAACCUUGUAGCCAAUACAGGAGACUGGAAAAAUAUUGGCAGAAUAUUUAGCAGUCCCAAGAUCCACGAUGCUUUCAUGGGGUUGGGCGAGUACUCUGACCUGGUUGUUCCAAAUGGAAAAUUCGGACUUGGGUUUCGGAAUUUCUAUACUGCAAACCGUAACCUGUCAAGUUUUGGGCACUCGGGGGUUGGCGGAUCUACUGGAUUCUGUGACAUCGAGCACAAUUUUUCCAUUGCUAUCACAGUGAACAAAAUGUCCCUAGAUGGUGUCACAAGAAGUAUAGUCCAGUUAAUUUGUUCUGAGUUGAAUAUUCCCCUGCCCGAAGAGUUUUCGAGGUUCGGGGAGAAAGGCCCCGACAUGCAGCUGCAGCUUAUCUAGUCCAGUAGCUCAGCUCAGACACUGUCUAUAUCCCUCUCUACGUCUGAAAGGUUUUCUCAUAGAUCAAAUUUCACAUGUAUGCACACUCGAAUUUCACAUAUAAUUGUGUCAAUCAUGAUUUAAGGGCGUUCGUUCAUGUGAUGUUGAAUCAGAAUAUGACAAAAUUAUCUGAACAACUAUAAUUGGGCCAAUU